AGUUACAGUCACCUUCACACGGCGGCAUCGUUUUUUAUUGUUCAUUAGUGUUUAGCGAAAAUACUGUUGUGAGAUUCUCGGCGUGUGAUUUUGAAAUUGUAGAGAGAGAAUGGUUCUAUCAAAUAAGAAGCUUAAACAGAAGCUUAGAGCUGAAUUAACCCUAAAUCAAAUCAAACCUGAUUCUGAUGCUCCUUCUUCUUCUUCCAACUCUCUCAAACUUCUUCUUCACUCUGAAUCCCACAAACCCAUUUUGUCCAAGAGAGAUAAACUCCGAAAGCUUCGACCUUUGCAACAACAACCUCAACCUCUUCCUUCGCAACCAUCCAUUGAAGAUGAAGGAACCAACAACAAGGAAACUGUGAUUGAGGGUUUGGAAAAGAAGAAGGAUAAAAAGAGAAAAAGGAAGGUAGAGAAACAGAAUGAUGAUGAUGAUGGUGUUGAUGCGGCUAAUGCUAAUGGGGUUGUUGUUAAGGAUACCAAAUUAUCAAAGAAAAAGAAGAUUUUGCUGAAGCAAAAGAAGAAAAUGCAGAAGAAGAAGCAGAAGGAGAAGAAAAAGUUGGCCAAAACUGCAGAAGAAGAAAAUCGUCAAAAUCAUCAAGAGGAGGAAAUGCCACAAGCUACAGUGUUGAAUAACACCACUACCAAUACCAAUACUAAUAUCCCUAUCACUACCACUAUCACUACCAGUCAAGAAAAUGGUGAUGUUGCAACAAAAGUUUAUGUUGGAGGAAUUCCUUACUAUUCAACUGAGGAUGACAUUCAAAGUUAUUUUGAAGGUUGUGGCACCAUCACUGACAUUCAUUGCAUGACUUUUCCAGACACUGGCAAAUUUAAAGGGAUUGCAAUCAUUAGUUUUAAGACUGAAGCAGCGGCCAAACGAGCAUUGGCUUUUGAUGGAGCUGACAUGGGAGGACUCUUUCUUAAAAUCCAACCGUAUAAAGCAACUCAAGCAACUCGAUUUACGCCGCAAAUGAUGGAAGGAUACAAUAGAAUAUACGUUGGAAGUUUAUCAUGGGAAAUAACAGAGGAAGAACUAAGGAAAUUCUUUUCAAAUUGCAAUAUAGCGUCCAUACGAUUUGGUAUGGACAAGGAAACGGGAGAAUUCCGGGGGUAUGCUCACGUGGAUUUCAGUGAUAGCCAGUCACUGAAGACAGCACUUAAAUUAGACCAAAGUGUCUUGUUUGGAAGGUCUGUCAGAAUAAGCUGUGCAGUUCCUUUGAAGAAAAAACCAAAUGCGGGCGAAAAACCAGAUGCAGGAGAAACAUCAAAUGGAGGUGAAAAACUAGGUGCCGUAGAAAAACCAGUUGCGGUAGAAACACCAGCUGCGAUAGAAACACCAGCUGCGGUAGAAACACUGGUUGAGGAAGUUGUGAAACCAAGUUCCUUGGGAAGUGGCAAGAGGAAGAAUAGGAUGUGCUACGGGUGUCGUCAGAAAGGACAUAAUCUUUCAGAAUGCCCUAACAAUCAAACAGGCGCAUCUACUCCAAUCUAAAGCAUGUAGGAAAACAGUGUCAUAUUGGUAAUUUAGUAUUGUUUCGUCACGAAGACGGUUCGAUUUUAGUUUUUUUAAAAAAAAAAAAAUAGGGCAGUAUCUUUAAUGAUCACUUUCCUUAUAUUUACCAAUUUUUUCUCUGGAUGAGAAUUCAUUUAGCCUUUGAGAUAAGCAAGGGGAUAAUGAAAUUCAGUAGUUUGAGGCUUUAUUAAUUUAUUCACAAAUGGUUAGACAAUUUUAAUGUGAAUUAAUAAUAAAGCUUCCAAGCUUUCUUUUUGUUGUACUUGUAUUUUAACUUGGUGGUUUUCCGUAAGGCUUAUUGUAUGGAUUAUUUUCCUCUUUUAUGUUCAUGGCUCAA
Cicer arietinum (chickpea) is the source of this 1850-nucleotide messenger RNA. Its product is annotated as phragmoplastin interacting protein 1. The record is from RefSeq and is a predicted model, not a curated record. Lineage: Eukaryota; Viridiplantae; Streptophyta; Magnoliopsida; Fabales; Fabaceae. Gene Ontology annotation, molecular function: zinc ion binding; RNA binding.